Messenger RNA from Penicillium diatomitis, 1092 nucleotides. RefSeq lists its product as uncharacterized. NCBI's taxonomy places the organism in Eukaryota, Fungi, Ascomycota, Eurotiomycetes, Eurotiales, Aspergillaceae. The transcript has 3 exons. The record is from RefSeq and is a predicted model, not a curated record. Bases 1 to 1092 code for a protein of 363 amino acids.
AUGGUGGUCGCAUCACUUGGCUUACAACAACCUAGCACGGGUGCAACAGGCUACAUUGGCGGGGACGCCUUGAGCGUGAUCCACGAUGCCCAUCCAGACUACUCGUACGUAGCGUUGGUUCGCAGUGCUGAGAAAGCCGACCAAGUCAAAUCCCGGUUCCCCAAUGUGCAGACCGUGAUGGGCGACCUCGAUGAUUCGGCGCUGUUGAAACGGGAGAGUGCAGCGGCUGAUAUUGUCCUUCACACUGCAGAUGCGUCUGACCACGAAGGCGCGGCAAAGUCCAUUGCGGCAGGUCUGGUGGCCGGUCACAGCCCAGACAAACCGGGUUACUGGUUGCAUACGGGUGGGACUGGAAUCCUCACUUUUGAGGAUAGCGACAAGGAGUCAUUUGGAAAUAAGAGUGACAAGGUCUAUAAUGACUGGGAUGGAGUCAAUGAGCUUUUGACCCUUCCCGACCAUGCCUUCCAUCGCAACGUUGACAAGAUCGUUCUCGAAGCCGCGGAGAAGCAUGCGGAUGUGCUCAGAGUGGCUUUGGUUUGCCCUCCUACCAUUUACGGUACGACUCGUACAUACCGACCGAUGCCUUUGGCCUUCGGUGCAGGACGAGGCCGAGGACCCAGCUCGCAACGUGGUCGCCAAGUUUACGAACUGGCCAACGUCACUCUGCGACUUCAAAAGGGCCCAGUCAUCGGAAAAGGCGACGCAAUUUGGAAUAAUGUGCACGUCCAUGAUUUGAGCACGGUCUAUUCACUGCUGGUUGAGGCUGCAGUCGCAGGCCGGACUGAUAAGGGCCUCUGGGGACCUGAAGCCUACUAUCUCACUGAGAACGGGGAGCACCGCUGGGGCGACCUUGCUCAAGCGACAGCACAGACUGCGGCUGAACAGGGUUUUAUCCCCGAAGCCAAGGCGGAGCGCAUUGACCUUGAGAGUGCGAAGAAGUACGCUGGCUUUGAGUCGUUAAGCUGGGGUAUGAAUUCGCGAGGUCGCGCACUCCGGGCGCGUGAGAUUCUCGGGUGGAGACCAUCCAGCCCUAGCUUGCUGGAGGAGUUGCCGGAAAUUGUUCGAAGCGAGUGGCAGCGACUGCAGAAGUAA